Messenger RNA from Vitis riparia (riverbank grape), 1161 nucleotides. RefSeq names its product probable protein S-acyltransferase 6. NCBI's taxonomy places the organism in Eukaryota, Viridiplantae, Streptophyta, Magnoliopsida, Vitales, Vitaceae. Bases 28 to 1107 code for a protein of 359 amino acids. Gene Ontology annotation, biological process: peptidyl-L-cysteine S-palmitoylation; protein targeting to membrane. The record is from RefSeq and is a predicted model, not a curated record. Gene Ontology annotation, cellular component: endoplasmic reticulum; Golgi apparatus. The transcript is spliced from 5 exons. Gene Ontology annotation, molecular function: protein-cysteine S-palmitoyltransferase activity.
UCAAAAUUCCAGUACAAAUGGGAUGAAAUGGCUUCAAUGAAUCCAGAACCGGAAGCAACUGGCGAAGAUUCGAAAGCCAGAGAACCCAAACCCGAAUUUGAGUCUUCAAACACCUUCACAAAAUGUGGCUUGGAGAAGAAAUGUGAAGCACCUGAAACAAAAGUGCCAGGAAAGUGCAGAAAAAUUCUUGUUUGGAUAAGGGAGAAACUAUUUCUGAUAAAAAAAGUUGUAGAGGAUAAAUGGGUACAACUUCAGCACAGUUGCGGCCCCGAUUCAGAAAGAACAAAGAUUUACCAAAUUUGGCCAGGGAAAAAUGUAUUUUUCUUCGGAGGGCGACUCAUCUGUGGCCCAGAUCCAAGAGGAUUGCUCUUGACAACCAGUUCAAUCAUUCUUUCAAGUUGGAUUUUCGCCGUCUACAUUGGAGAUGAUUUACCGAAUCACUCCACUCUCAUAAUCACUUUCUCCCUGAUUCUAACUUUAGUAGUUCUGGGAAACAUGAUCUUGGUCAGCACAAUGGAUCCAGGAAUCAUUCCCAGGAAUGAGCAGGCUUGUGUGGAAGAAGUGGAUAUCACAAAGAAGUGUGUGAAGGUUAAUGGGGUGGAGCUCAAACUCAAAUACUGUCGAAUUUGCAAGAUUUUUAGGCCACCAAGGAGCUGUCACUGUGCUGUUUGCGACAACUGUGUCGAGAAAUUCGAUCAUCACUGCCCAUGGAUCGGCCAGUGUGUUGGCCUGCGAAACUAUCGAUUCUACCUCAUGUUCAUGGCUUCAGCCUUGUGUUUUUGCAUCUACCUAUUCGCCUUUUCUUGCCGGAGAAUGCACCAAAAACUACAACAGAGUGGCAUUGGGCUACUGGGAGUGCUUAGAAACUGCCCAGAAACGCUGGCCUUGGCGUCGUUUCUCUUCGCAAGCAUCGGGUUUUUAGGUGGCCUUCUCAGCUUUCACAUCUAUCUCAUCGCCAUCAAUCAGACAGCGUAUGAGAAUUUCAGGCAGCGAUACUCGGGCACCAGAAUUAAUCCAUUCGAUAAAGGAUUAUUAGGUAAUAUUAAAGAAGUUUUGUUUCCACCAUUUCAAUCUUCUCGAGUAGAUUUUCGAGCUGAAGUGGUUUGAUCUACAUGUAAAUGUGUAGAUGUAUGUGGUAUACAGAUUUGGAAGUAAAUAAUA